GUCUUGGGACAUCCUCCUUUUAAUUUAUGUCCCUUACCUACUCUUAAAUAGCUGCAGACAAUGCUGCGCUGGUUGGGUUGGUGAUAAAUGUCAAGCGCAUGAAGACCUGUUUUCACCACUCUUGCUGAAGAAAAAGUGACCGCAACAAGCAUAGUGUUUGUGCUUCAGGAACGAUACCAAGAUAUUGCAGAAUUUCUUUACACACUUUGUCUGAAUUUGAUCAUCUACUUCCAGGGAAGGACAUGAAUGCGUCUUCUCCAGACCUGUGGAACAACAUUUCCUGUGGAGUCUCCAUUGAUGACUUCAAACGCGUUGUGUACCCUGUAGCCUACUUGAUUAUUUUUGUCCUGGGGACUGCAGGCCACUCUUUAUCUAUCUGUGUCUUCUUCAGCCAAUGGCGAGUUCAGAAGAGUUUCACUCCAGUCAACUUGUUAAUGGUGAACCUAUUAGUGUCGGACCUAAUGCUGGUGUGCUCUCUUCCACUCAGGAUCUCCUACUACCUGUUAAACUCUCAUUGGCCAUUUGGUGACAUCGCCUGCCGAGUUAUCUUAUACGUGUUUUAUCUCAACAUGUACAGCUCUGUCUAUUUCCUUGUGGCCCUGAAUGUCUUGCGUUACCUUGCGCUGGUGUGGCCGUACCUGUACCUACGCAUACAGACCCACUAUGGUGCAGGUAUCGUGUGUGGUCUCAUUUGGUUGUUGAUGGCUUUGGCAAGCAGUCCACUGCUGUUCUCAAAAAGGGGAAAUCAAGGCGAAGGCACUGCUCGGUGCUUGGAGCUGGCAUUGGAGAGCGUGGAAAAAAUGCUCUUCAUCAAUAAUGUAUCCUUUCCGGUGGGCUUCUUUUUACCUUUGGUGGUCAUCAUUUUCUGUUCUGUCUUUGUUGUGAAGAGUCUUCUGAGACCUAGACCUGGACUUGGUAGGACCAGACCUUGCAGGAAGAAGGCAUGCGCUCUGGUUAUCAUCAGUUUUGGGAUCUUUCUGCUGUGCUUUUUGCCAUAUCAUGUAGUGCGAACAAUCUUCUUAUAUACAGAGAAGAAUUUCAAGAUGAAUGAAUACAAAGGCUCUUGUCACUAUCUUUGUGUAGUCCGUAAGAUUGCUGUCAUAUCACAUUGUUUGUGCACUGCUAACAGUUGUCUGGACCCUGUCCUUUUUUUCUUCGUUGGGGAAAAUUUCAGAACGUUCUCUGCUAAAUGGAUGGGAGGAAGAAGAACAAGCCACAGUGUUGCUAGAAGAACCCUGCAGCAGGAAGAGUUGCAUGUUUUGCAGAAGUGAAGGAAACAAGGCUAAUAAUGGCUGAACAGAUAACAAAGAACAGAUUUGAAGUGUGUCAUUCUUUUUAAGAAGGUUGUUUAGAAGCAAGACAGAAAUAGGUCAUUUUUGACUGCUGUGGGUUUUUUAGUACCUUUUAGUGAUCAGCCUUUCCAUUAAGGUAAUGGUUAUUUCAUGCUCUUGAGUGUUUAUGUGUAAUAUGUACUGCCAAUUACAUUGUGUUGGUCCUUUAUUUUAGGUUUCAUAUCUCUCUGUUUGUCAAUGUCGGCCUGUGUCUACUCUGUACAGUUCCAUGUUAACUCUUAGAGCUAUCAGGAAGCAUUAAGUAGCAUGUAGCUUCUUGCAGAAAGCAUGCAUACAGGAGACAUUAUCACCACAGCAUGCCUUAUUGCCAGAUAAAACAUAAAUGUGUAUUUGUACAUAUUCCUAAUUUCAAAGUUCUAUAUGUCUUUGUGUUUUAAUUGUAGGAUUCACACAAGUCAAUCUUGUGUGGCACAGGGCGAAAUAAGGCUUGUUUAUUUACAAUUGUAAAUUUAGUGUUUCUCAAUUUGUGGGUCAUAAUCCAAAAAUGGCUGCAGGCCUCUUCUGAUACAGUUGCUGACAACAGGGGAAAAAUCUAUGUUAAAUGCAAAUAAUUGAAUAAAAAAAAAAGUUAACAUGCAAGCAAAAUGAAGUCACAACCACCAGUGUCCCAAUAAUUUGCACAGACUGUUUCUUGGCCUUUGUAAUUCAUAUUAUAAUUUUUUUUUAUUAUUUGUAUAUACACUGCAAUAUACCUUUAAAGUACUGUGAAAAAGUCUUGGGCACAUUAGAUGUUUCACAAAAACAUUUGUCUUAACCCUUGUGCUGUUUAAAUUUUUUACCAAAUUUGGGGUUCCCGGUCAAAAAUGACCGGCCUAUUAAUAAUUGCUUAUAUAUUUCUCGUUAUGCUAUAUUAACACCAAAUAUUGGAUUAGAUCUUUUUGUCAACUUGUUUUCUUUCAAUUAGCACAGGUUUUGUAUUUCUUGGAGCAUAUUAAUCGUAGGCCUCACUGACCUGAGCUUAUGCAUACAUUAUUUGUGAAU
This is a messenger RNA of Xyrauchen texanus (razorback sucker), 2333 nucleotides long. RefSeq names its product cysteinyl leukotriene receptor 2a (gene cysltr2a). Gene Ontology annotation, molecular function: G protein-coupled receptor activity. NCBI's taxonomy places the organism in Eukaryota, Metazoa, Chordata, Actinopteri, Cypriniformes, Catostomidae. Gene Ontology annotation, cellular component: plasma membrane. The coding region runs from base 243 to 1271 and encodes 342 amino acids. The transcript has 2 exons. The record is from RefSeq and is a predicted model, not a curated record. Gene Ontology annotation, biological process: G protein-coupled receptor signaling pathway.